CGAGGACGACCCGGAGAGAGAAGGCCAACACCGGAUAGGAAUAAGUUAUUGUACAAAAGUGUGAGGUUUUACGUUCUUCGGCAAAUUUAAACAUCUUUUGAUACACUUACAAUGGCAGCUAAAAUAAAUCAAUCUGAUCGUAAACCUAAGGCCAAAUCUACUGAUCUCAAAAAUAUUUGGAAACGGGCCAUUACUCAAAACUCAGAAUGGGCUGAAAAGGAUGAUUUCUUGGAUGUUAUUUACUGGUCCCGCCAAAUUAUAGGUAUAUUAAUUGGGGUAGUAAUGGGAUUAUUCCCUUUGAAAGGAUUCAUUGCAUUGGCUUUGUUUGCAUUGAUAAAUUGUGCUAUUGUAUACUUGUAUAGUACAAGUUUCCAAUCAAUUGACGAAGAAGCAUAUGGAGGAAUAUGGGAAAUCAUCAAAGAAGGAUUCAUGACCUCGUUUGCUUGCUUCCUUGUAACGUGGAUUAUCUUUUAUACAGGAGUACAUUUUGAUCAUCUAUCUACUGAAACGAUUCACUAAUUAGGGCCCAUGCAUUAACUAUGUCACGCUAAAUCGAGCAAAAAACUGGUUGCUGUUUACUCUGACGAAAAAUAAAUCACAAACAGUGCUGCUUGUUCGCAACAUU
This is a messenger RNA of Ochlerotatus camptorhynchus, 625 nucleotides long. RefSeq names its product GEL complex subunit OPTI. The transcript is spliced from 3 exons. Bases 112 to 519 code for a protein of 135 amino acids. Gene Ontology annotation, biological process: mitochondrial respirasome assembly. Lineage: Eukaryota; Metazoa; Arthropoda; Insecta; Diptera; Culicidae. The record is from RefSeq and is a predicted model, not a curated record.